Messenger RNA from Argentina anserina (silverweed cinquefoil), 3274 nucleotides. Its product is annotated as plasma membrane ATPase 4-like. NCBI's taxonomy places the organism in Eukaryota, Viridiplantae, Streptophyta, Magnoliopsida, Rosales, Rosaceae. Gene Ontology annotation, cellular component: plasma membrane. Gene Ontology annotation, biological process: regulation of intracellular pH; proton export across plasma membrane. The record is from RefSeq and is a predicted model, not a curated record. Gene Ontology annotation, molecular function: P-type proton-exporting transporter activity; ATP hydrolysis activity; ATP binding. The coding region runs from base 206 to 3073 and encodes 955 amino acids. The transcript has 16 exons.
UCCUUCUCCAUUCUCUCUCCCGAAAACCCGGACCCGAAUUCCUGACCCGAUUCGGCCUCUAAUCCUCAUCUCCCCUAAACGUCGUUCUCCCACCAUGACUCUCUCUAGGGUUCCCGCACUAUAAAAAUCCUCCUUCGCUUUUCUUAUUUUGUCACAACCGAAAAACAAGUCUCUAGAGCUCCGGUGAGCUCCCCACUCCGCAACCAUGAGCGGCGGCGCUAAGGCCAUCAGCCUCGAGGAGAUCAAAAACGAGUCCGUCGAUCUGGAACGGAUUCCAAUUGAGGAAGUUUUUGAGCAGUUGAAAUGUUCAAGGGAAGGGCUUACCGCCGACGAGGGUCAGAACAGGCUCCAAGUUUUUGGGCCGAACAAGCUAGAGGAGAAGAAGGAAAGCAAAGUACUGAAGUUUUUGGGGUUCAUGUGGAAUCCCUUGUCCUGGGUCAUGGAAGCUGCUGCUAUAAUGGCUAUUGCGUUGGCAAAUGGUGGUGGAAGGCCUCCAGAUUGGCAGGAUUUUGUUGGAAUUAUGGUCCUGCUGAUUGUUAACUCUACCAUCAGCUUUAUUGAAGAAAACAAUGCUGGAAACGCGGCUGCUGCACUUAUGGCUGGUCUUGCUCCUAAAACUAAGGUCCUUAGAGACGGUCGAUGGACUGAGCAGGAGGCUUCAAUUUUGGUACCAGGAGACAUAAUCAGCAUAAAGUUGGGAGACAUAGUGCCUGCUGAUGCUCGUCUUCUUGAGGGUGAUCCUCUGAAGAUUGACCAGUCUGCCCUAACUGGCGAGUCCCUUGCUGUUACUAAAAAUCCUGGAGAUGAAGUCUUUUCUGGCUCAACAUGUAAACAGGGUGAGAUUGAAGCAGUUGUCAUUGCAACUGGGGUACACACCUUUUUUGGUAAAGCUGCACAUCUUGUGGACAGCACCAACAAUGUUGGGCAUUUCCAGAAAGUUCUGACAGCAAUUGGGAACUUCUGCAUUUGUUCUAUUGCGGUGGGAAUAGCAAUUGAGAUUGUUGUUAUGUACCCAAUUCAGAAGCGCAAGUACAGGGAUGGGAUUGAUAAUUUGCUUGUUCUCUUGAUUGGAGGAAUCCCCAUUGCUAUGCCUACUGUAUUAUCUGUCACGAUGGCUAUUGGUUCGCACAGGCUUUCACAGCAAGGUGCCAUCACAAAGAGGAUGACUGCCAUUGAGGAAAUGGCUGGCAUGGAUGUAUUGUGCAGUGAUAAGACUGGGACCUUGACCCUGAACAAGCUUACAGUCGAUAGAAAUCUAAUUGAAGUGUUUCCCAAGGGUGUGGAGAAAGAGCAUGUAAUCCUUCUUGCAGCAAGGGCUUCUAGGACUGAAAAUCAGGAUGCUAUAGAUGCUGCCAUAGUAAAUAUGCUUGCUGAUCCAAAGGAGGCGCGCGCUGGUGUAAGAGAAAUCCAUUUCCUUCCAUUCAACCCUGUUGAAAAGAGAACUGCUUUGACCUACAUUGAUUCUGAUGGGAACUGGCAUCGAGCUAGCAAAGGUGCCCCUGAGCAGAUAUUAGAACUAUGCAACUGCAAGGAAGAUUUCAAGAGAAAGGUUCAUGCUGUCAUUGAUAAAUUUGCUGAACGCGGGCUUCGUUCUCUUGGGGUUGCAAGACAGCAAAUACCCGAGAAAACUAAAGAGAGUGCAGGAGCACCGUGGCAGUUUGUUGGUUUGUUGCCGUUAUUUGAUCCUCCUAGGCACGACAGUGCAGAAACUAUCCGCAGAGCUCUCAAUCUCGGUGUGAAUGUGAAGAUGAUCACUGGUGAUCAGCUUGCCAUUGGUAAGGAAACUGGACGGCGGCUUGGUAUGGGGACAAACAUGUAUCCGUCUUCUGCAUUGCUUGGCCAAGACAAGGAUGCAGCCAUUUCUUCCCUCCCCAUUGAUGAAUUGAUUGAGAAGGCUGAUGGAUUUGCCGGAGUAUUUCCAGAGCACAAAUAUGAAAUUGUGAGGAGGCUACAAGACAGGAAGCACAUUUGUGGAAUGACUGGAGAUGGUGUCAAUGAUGCUCCUGCUUUGAAAAAAGCAGACAUUGGAAUUGCUGUAGCUGAUGCCACUGAUGCUGCUAGAGGUGCUUCAGAUAUUGUUCUGACUGAACCUGGAUUAAGUGUGAUAAUAAGCGCAGUACUUACAAGCAGGGCCAUAUUCCAGAGAAUGAAGAACUAUACUAUCUACGCCGUUUCAAUUACCAUACGUAUAGUGUUUGGUUUUAUGUUCAUCGCUUUGAUAUGGAAGUUUGACUUUGCACCUUUCAUGGUAUUGAUCAUCGCUAUACUAAAUGAUGGUACGAUCAUGACAAUAUCCAAGGACCGAGUGAAACCAUCUCCAAUGCCAGACAGCUGGAAACUGAAAGAAAUUUUCGCUACCGGCAUUGUUCUUGGAGGUUACAUGGCCUUGAUGACAGUAGUCUUCUUUUGGUUGAUGAUAGAUACAGACUUCUUCCCGGAUAAAUUUGGUGUACAUUCUAUAAGGAAUAGCCCUGCUGAAAUGAUGGCAGCAUUAUACUUGCAAGUGAGUAUUAUUAGCCAAGCCCUUAUCUUUGUCACAAGGUCCCGCAGCUUUUCCUUUCUGGAACGCCCUGGACUUCUCUUGCUUGGAGCUUUCAUCAUCGCUCAAUUGGUGGCGACUUUGAUAGCGGUCUAUGCCAACUGGGCUUUUGCACGGAUAAAUGGAUGUGGGUGGGGAUGGGCUGGUGUAAUCUGGCUUUUCAGUGUGGUGACAUACUUCCCUCUCGAUUUUCUUAAGUUUGCAAUCCGUUACAUCCUUAGUGGAAAAGCUUGGGAUAACCUUUUGGAGAACAAGACUGCUUUUACUACAAAGAAAGAUUAUGGAAAAGAGGAGAGAGAAGCACAAUGGGCUACCGCACAAAGGACCCUACAUGGUCUCCAGCCACCUGAAAGCAGCAACAUCUUCAGCGACAAGAGCAGUUACCGGGAACUGUCAGAGAUCGCAGAACAAGCCAAGAGAAGGGCCGAGGUUGCCAGGCUCAGGGAGUUGAAUACACUGAAGGGCCAUGUUGAGUCCGUUGUGAAGCUGAAAGGGCUCGACAUAGACAAUAUCCAACAGCAUUAUACAGUUUGAGGAGAGGAGCUUUAGUGGGGAACAAAGAGGCCAAGUGCUUCGAUGAUGAUGAUGAAUCAAGACUUUAGUAAAUUUGUGUUUAGAUUAGAGCUAAAGUAAUAACCGUAUGAGAGAGCUAAACUAGUGUACUAGUUUACGUUUUUAUGGUUACCUAUUUGGCAAGCCAAAUAACAUGAAUUACAGUUUUCGUUUUUGCUCAUA